Messenger RNA from Dryobates pubescens (Downy woodpecker), 699 nucleotides. It is a transcript of the gene EFCAB2, whose product is annotated as EF-hand calcium binding domain 2. The coding region runs from base 115 to 606 and encodes 163 amino acids. The record is from RefSeq and is a predicted model, not a curated record. Lineage: Eukaryota; Metazoa; Chordata; Aves; Piciformes; Picidae. Gene Ontology annotation, molecular function: calcium ion binding. The transcript is spliced from 7 exons.
CCGGCAUCCGACCUCGCUGCGCCCAGGCGCGGGAAGCCGCGGCGGCGGGUGCAGAGGGCAUAGCCAGGCCCAGCGAGGCUCGCGUCGCCAUGGCGACGGCGACGGGCUGCUGUAAUGGCGGAGGAGGAGGGGAACGGCCAGGAUGGCGCUGUAGCUGAAAUGGAGAAAAAGAUUAUAGAAGCUUUUGAGGUGUUUGACCAUGAAGGCAAUAAAACUGUUCAUGUCAGAGAGAUUGGCUUAAUUGUCAGGUCACUGGGUUGCUUCCCAACUGAGGCAGAACUACAUGAGCUGCUUGCAAAGGUAGAAGAAGAACCACCAACAGGAUACAUUCACCUGGAAAAAUUUCUUCCAGUGAUGACAAAAGUCCUACUUAACAGAAGCUACCGGCCAAUUCCAGAAGAUGUUCUUCUACAUGCAUUUGAGGCUUUGGAUGAGAAUAAACGUGGAUAUGUUACUAAAGAGGAGCUAGUCAAGUAUUUGACUCAAGAAGGUGAGCCCUUUAGUCAGGAAGAAAUGGAGGACAUGCUGUCCACUGCUCUAGAUCCAGAAACAAAUACCAUUCGCUACAGAGACUACAUUUCAAUGUUGAUAGUAGAUGAAGCUUAAGACCUUCUCCUCUAAUGUUUGAGAGCUUUGUGUUAGCAGCAAGAUAGCCUGGCAGUUACCUGCAAUAUGCAUUUUAAAAUACAACAAAGCUCA